Messenger RNA from Phyllotreta striolata, 658 nucleotides. Lineage: Eukaryota; Metazoa; Arthropoda; Insecta; Coleoptera; Chrysomelidae. The record is from the annotation of a GenBank genome assembly.
UGUCAAUCAGGUUCCAAUCAAAAUGGAAUUGGGAUUCAGCGAUAUCCAACAACUUACCAAAUUAUUCAACCCGCCCAAAGACAAUUCCGAUUCCGAGGAUGAUAAUCAGGAAUGUGGAGACGAAGGCGACUCCACCGAUAUCAUCGGGCCGAAUGGCGACAAUGCCGAAGCGAAACCGAAGAAAGUAAAUCCUUAUAAUAAACUGGAAAACACCAACGAAUACAAGGAAUAUCUGAGCGAAGAAGGGUUUUAUGAGGAACAAGGUAAAAAAAGCGAAUCCGAUUGGAAGAAGACACCUGUUUGGGACAUUGCUUACAAACAACAAGUCACAGCUUCAGAUGUAUUUCUACAAAUUGGUUUGAAAGGUCCGGCGACCGCAAGUUGCGAAGACAUGAUAGUAACCGUAAAACUCCCUGGAGAUAGUCAUUACAACAUGGACUUGAAGAUACACAAAAACAACAUGGUGUUGGUGACUCCCAAACACUACCUGGAUUUGCAGCUGCCCCAUCCAGUCGAUCCCCAAUUGGGCAAUGCCAAAUGGGAUAAUGAAACCGAAAGUUUAGCGAUCACUUUAAGGAUGGACCGGGAAUUCGAUUUAGUUAAUUUUUGAAUGAUUUUUUAGAUACGUUCGGUUGGAGUAGUGGGGAUGUUUGUAGAA